Messenger RNA from Peromyscus eremicus (cactus mouse), 1369 nucleotides. It is a transcript of the gene Msantd3, whose product is annotated as Myb/SANT DNA binding domain containing 3. NCBI's taxonomy places the organism in Eukaryota, Metazoa, Chordata, Mammalia, Rodentia, Cricetidae. The transcript has 3 exons. Bases 226 to 1053 code for a protein of 275 amino acids. The record is from RefSeq and is a predicted model, not a curated record.
AAAGUUGGCGAUGAACUCAGAGUAGGAGGGGGUGCCGUUCCUAGCCUCCUGGAGUCUGCAAAGAAAAGGGCCCACGUCAGUCAGGAGGCUUGCGCUAACUCGUGCGGGUGACUGCCACAUCCCCCAGUGUAGGAAAAUGCAUUCUUUUGUUGUUGGCGGAGACAGUCCCCUUCCGCAGCUCCCGGGCCAAGGCUAGCUAACGACCAGGAGAAAUAAGAGUGGAAAAUGCAAAACAACGAAAUUAUUAAACCGGCCAAAUACUUCUCAGAACUGGAGAAGAGCAUCUUGCUUGCUUUGGUAGAAAAGUACAAGUAUGUGUUGGAGUGUAAGAAAAGCGAUGCGCGAACUAUUGCCCUCAAGCAGCGCACCUGGCAGGCACUGGCCCACGAAUACAACUCUCAGCCCAGCGUGUCGCUGCGGGAUUUCAAACAGCUGAAGAAGUGCUGGGAGAACAUCAAGGCUCGGACCAAAAAAAUUAUGGCCCAUGAGAGAAGGGAGAAAGUGAAGCGCAGCGGGAGCCCACUGCUGAGUAACCACGUCCUGGGCAAGGAGAAGAUCGGCAACAUGCUGCCUGAGCAGCUGUACUUCCUGCAGAGCCCACCCGAGGAGGAGCCUGAAUACCACCCUGAUGCAGCUGCCCAAGAAUCCUUUGCUGUUUCCAAUAGAGAACUGUGCGAUGAUGAGAAAGAGUUCGUCCAUUUCCCAGUAGGUGAGGGGACCUCACAACCUGAACCUUCGUGUUCAGCCGUCAGAAUGACAGCCAACAAAAACUACAGGAGCAAAACCCCUCAGGAAGGUGCUUUAAAAAAGAUGCACGAGGAAGAGCACCAUCAGCAAAUGUCCAUCUUACAGCUGCAGCUGAUCCAAAUGAAUGAGGUGCACGUGGCCAAAAUCCAGCAGAUCGAGCGGGAGUGUGAGAUGGCCGAGGAAGAACACAGGAUCAAAAUGGAAGUCCUCAAUAAGAAGAAGAUGUACUGGGAAAGAAAACUACAAACUUUUACCAAGGAGUGGCCUGUUUCCUCAUUUAACCGGCCCUUUCCCAAUUCACCCUAAGACUUGGGGAUGGCGCCCUUGUAGUGAAUCUGUGUUGGCAAGUUUGGGAUGUGACCUCUGCGGUCAGUAGCCUGUGACAGACCUACGACUAGGUGAAUUAGAGUGGUAGCAGUCACUUAUUUAAGAAUACAUUCAGGUAAACAGCUGCACCCCGUGUAUCCCUAACAUGGCCACGAAGCUGUUCCAGUCUCUGAAGACCACCACUAUGCGUGCUAUCAUUCUGAAUGUAAUGUUUCUUAAUUAGAAUUCAUAGAAGAACCAUGUGUGAGUGUUGUAUUUUUUAUUUUAUUUUACCGAAAUGCAAGUGUGAUGAUAA